AUGAUCACAGAUAUCGAAACUCUCAGUGGUAUCGUGGCCAAGCUUAUCACUCACAACACGACCAUCCCUAUCAAAAAGUCGCACGUCUUCUCGACUGCCGCUGACGGUCAAACUGCUAUCGAGGUCAAGAUCUACCAGGGCGAGCGUGAACUUGCGGACAACAAGCUGCUUGGUAACUUUAACCUGGUUGGCAUUCCUCCUGCUCCCAAAGGUGUUCCCCAAAUCGAAAUCACCUUUAACAUUGAUGCUGGAACGCCGCACAAUCUCAUCGAAAUGUCCAACCAGGCCUUUUCCUUCUGCGCCGACACGGAGAAGUCGAUCGACGAGUUAAAGGACCAACUCGAUACCGCCAUCAAGACCAAGAUGGACAAAACCCAGGUUGCCUCGCUCGGACUCUUCCGAACUCUUCUGAAAAGUCUACGAGAAGAACAACGCUGA
This is a messenger RNA of Mycena indigotica, 438 nucleotides long. Its product is annotated as Heat shock protein 70. Gene Ontology annotation, cellular component: cytoplasm; mitochondrion. Bases 1 to 438 code for a protein of 145 amino acids. Gene Ontology annotation, biological process: protein refolding; cellular response to unfolded protein. Lineage: Eukaryota; Fungi; Basidiomycota; Agaricomycetes; Agaricales; Mycenaceae. The transcript has 2 exons. The record is from RefSeq and is a predicted model, not a curated record. Gene Ontology annotation, molecular function: misfolded protein binding; ATP hydrolysis activity; ATP binding.